Petromyzon marinus (sea lamprey) is the source of this 10065-nucleotide messenger RNA. The record is from RefSeq and is a predicted model, not a curated record. NCBI's taxonomy places the organism in Eukaryota, Metazoa, Chordata, Hyperoartia, Petromyzontiformes, Petromyzontidae.
CACUACUUCCACGAAGCGGAGCGUCCAUUAGCUGUCUGCCGAAUCUCCUGGAGCAAAGUGAAUAAUCAACGUCUCCUGCGCCUCAUUCAUCGAGCGUCGCGCAUCGAGCGAGCGUAGUGGUGGCCCCAAGCUUAACUCGGGGCUGACAGAGAGGCGGGCCACGCUGGAUGGAUCUGCACUGGUGCCGGAGCGGCCGAUGACACGGAGCUGUCCGUGGUAGACGCCGAGAUCGGACGGCGCGUGGAGAACGAGAGAAGGGAGCAAGGACUCGCAGUGACGAGCUCAGACACAGCGGCCGGAUUACGGACAGAGAUAGAGAGAGAGACUGACAUGCACACGCACUCGUGUACAGAUAGACGCACACAGAUGCACGCACACACACACGUAGGAACACAGGUACACACACAGACAUAGACAGGUCAGGAGAUCCACUCGCAGGUCAUCACGCCCAACGCCUUGCCAUCGCCUGUCUUUGUCAGCUGCUAUGGCCUAAUUAUUCCACCAUGUGGGUUUAGGUCUUAGCCUGAGGUUACUGACCACCUACACACAGAUACGCAGAAACAUUGAAAUAUAUAUUGCCACCUGCAGAGACACAAGCACACGCCCACACUCGGACACAAAGACGCGCGCGUGCACAGGCAGGCGAGGCUGCAAGGUGACCCGGACGAUGGCGAGCGCCGUGAGCAUCCUCGGAGUUCUCAUCUCGCUGCUGGCGGUGUUCCCACAACCACCCGCGCAUGCACAGGAAGCCGCGGCGGCGGUGGCGCCGUGCGGUGAGGCGGUGCGUGCGGUGGACGUCGUCUUCCUGGUGGACGGCUCGUGGAGCAUCGGCCGAGUGCUCUUCCAGGAGGUGAAGGCGUUCGUGGAGGCGGCCGCGCGCCUCCUGCUGCCCGCGCUGGGCCGCAGGGGCGUGCGCAUCGGCCUCGCUCAGUACAGCGAUGAGCCCAGGUCGGAGUUUGCGCUCACGGAACACACGCGGGCGGCGACGCUGCUCUCCGCUCUGCGCUCGCUGCCCUACAAGGGCGGGAACACGCGCACCGGCGAGGGCCUCCGCUUCCUCCGCGACGUCAUGUUCGUGCCUUCCGCCACCCGGCCCGGCGUGCCCAAGGUUGCCAUCGUGAUUACGGAUGGAAAGUCUCAGGAUGGAGUGUCCGGCCCGGCACAGAGACUCAAGGAUCUCGGGGUCAUCAUCUUCGCUGUGGGCAUCAAGAACGCUGACAAGGCGGAGCUGGCCAGCAUGGCUUCCGACCCGCCCGACGCCCACUCGCUCUACGUGGAGGACUUCCGCGCGCUGCGCACCGCGCUCCCGCGCAUCGCCCUGCGGAUCUGCGAGCGAGCGAGCGGGGGCCCCACGGGGGCGCCUGAGGAGGGCGACAACGACGGCGACGAGGAGGUGGACGAGGGGCCCACGGGCGACAGCAAUGUGUUGUUUGGCUCACGUCCACCCGACCCCGGCCUCCCGCUCGUGUCUCGGUUCCGCGUGCUGGACGAGGGCCUGCACACGCUCAGAGUCACGUGGGACGGCCCCCAGGGGAAAGUCCUCUCCUACCGCCUCCUCUACAGCGUACACGGUGGAUCCGGCGGCGGGGGCCAGGAGGUGAUCGUGGGUGCCGACGCGACGUCGCACACGCUGACCGACCUGGCGCAGGACACGGCCUACGCUCUCAGCAUCCAGGCCGUGUCGCCCACCGGACCAGGGCCCGUGGUCUCCACCGUCGGGAGGACACUGAAGCCUCAGACCGUGCGCCAGCUGCUGCUGCAGAACGUGACGACAGAUGCGGUGCGCGUGGCGUGGAGCCUCGUCAAGGGCGCCACCGGAUACCGCCUCACCUGGGCCCCGGCAGGCGGUGACCCGCAGAGCCUGAGCCUGGGGGAGUCCUACGGCUUCUACCAGCUGCAGGGCCUGCAGGCCGCCACGGACUACGAGGUGUUGGUCAACCCCGUGUACGGCUCCGUCGAGGGUCCCACGACGACCGCCCGCACGCGCACACUGACUGCUAGCUCGGUCCAGAACCUUCGAGCGUCUGCGGAGUCUGGCAGCGCCAUCCAGGUCAACUGGAGCGUCCUGCCGGGAGCGACCGGCUACCGGCUCACAUGGGCGCCUUCCUCCGACAUCACCGGGAGAGACCGCCUGGAGCAGAUGACUCUGGGUGGCGCCGUGGACAGGUUCCUGGCGACGGGGCUGGUGCCGGGUACGGAGUACGUCAUCACCCUCUACGCCCUCUUCCAGGAGACGCAGGGGCCCGGCAUCUCCGUGGCAGCACGCAUGGCCGGCGACCUGACGACGGUGCAGGACUUCCGCGUGGUCUCGGUCGACUCGUCGUCCAUCACCGUGACGUGGACGCCGCUGGCGAGGGCCACCGAGUACAAGCUCACGUGGGGGCUGCGCUCCGAUCCCAUGCCCAAUCCCGAGUUUCUGGACAAAACCAUCAGCACAUACAGGGUGGAGGGGCUUGCUUGGAAUACGGAGUACCAGGUGUCCAUCAGACCCAUCUACAACGAUGUGGAGGGACCUCAGUCCACGCUGCAGCAGUCAACUGGCGGGGCGGUGGAGCCCCAGCUGGUGGGGCCCGUGGGAGACCUGCAGGUGGUGAAGGUCGGUAGCUCCAGCGUGAGGCUCGCCUGGAGCGGUGUCCCCGGCGCCACUGCGUACCGCGUCUACUGGCGGCUCGCGAGCGGCGGCGGACAGGGCAGCCAGACGGUGUCUCCUGAAUCCACAUCGCACCUGGUCACGGGUCUCCAGACGGACGCCGCCUACCUGCUCGAGGUGUCGGCGCUGCAGGGCAACCAGGAGGGGCCCCGCAAGACCGUCUCGGCGCAGACCGAAGGACGUGACGAGACCCAGGGAUUUCGUGUCGGGGGUUACACCGACGGGAAGCUGCAGCUCGUGUGGGACCGUGUCGCCGCGGCAACAGGAUACGUGCUCACCUGGCAAUCAGCGUCUGCGCCGGAGCAAACCAGGGAGCAGUUUGUGACCCUGCGCCCCGAGCAGACGUCGUUCAACGUCGCCAAUCUGCAGAUGGGUCGCUCCUACCUCUUCAAGCUCACCCCCAUGCACACCACGGGAGAGGGGCAGCCCGCGUCGCUCACCCACCUCGUCGUUUGCAGCAAGGCCCGGGGAGAUAUCGUGUUCCUCAUCGAUGGCUCCACAAGCAUCGGCCUGGAGAACUUUGCCCUCGUGCGACAGUUCCUCCAUCGCAUUGCCUCCUCCUUCCCCACCAUCGGGCCCGACACCACGCAGGUGGCGGUGGUGCAGUACAGCACCGACCCACGCAAGGAGUUCUUGCUGAACGAGUACCGUGACCGCGAGCUGCUGCUGCAGGCCAUCCGCAGCCUGCCCUACAUGGGGGGCAACACACGGACCGGCCGGGCGAUCGAGUUUGCGCUGUCCACCAUAUUCCUCCGCGACGCCGGGAUGCGCCCAGACACCCCCAACCUUCUCAUCGUCGUCACGGACGGCCGCUCCCAGGACAACGUGUCGGCCCCCGCGUGGCACGCCCGUGCCGCCGGCGUGCGCGUGUAUGCGGUGGGAGUGGGCAGCUCAGACCCGGCGGAGCUCCGCAUCAUCACGGGGGAGCCGGAGGCCGGGCCCUUGCCGGGCCGACGCCGCUCCGUCUACUUUGCCGACUCGUUCGAGGACCUGACGGCGAUCGGGGAGGAGCUCGCCGAGUCCGUGUGCCAGGGAGCGGUCGAGCCCGUCAUACCGCCGAGGCCCGUGGAGCCGUGCGUCAUCCAGUGCCCGCAGGGUGCAAAAGGAGAAAUGGGCAGGAGAGGUGCACAAGGGUCUCCAGGUCUACGAGGAGAUUUGGGACCUCCCGGCGAGCCCGGCGUUCCUGGCAGCGGGGGCGGUGGAGAGAAAGGGAAGAAAGGAGAGCGGGGUUUGCCAGGCCAGGAUGGGUUACCAGGACAACCUGGUCGCCCGGGCAACCCAGGUCCGCAGGGAACACAGGGCCCACAGGGGGUGCAGGGACCAGCCGGCCAACCAGGUGAACCCGGCCGCUCGGGUCUGAAUGGCCUCAUGGGAAGCAAGGGAGUGAAGGGGGAACCGGGCCCUGUGGUGGAUGGAUCCGGAGGGAUUCCCGGCCGGAAAGGGGAGCCAGGCCCAAUGGGCCUCCCUGGGUCCCCCGGAUCGCCUGGCCUCAGAGGAGACACCGGUCCUUCGGGUAUGCCCGGCGCACCGGGAACGGCAGGCAUGUCCAUCAAGGGAAGCAAGGGCGAGAUGGGCGAGAGGGGCCCUGCAGGAUCGGCGGCAGAGUUCGGAGAGAAGGGGGAGCCAGGACUGCCCGGCAAGCAGGGUUUGCCUGGCAUCAUCGGGCCUCUUGGGCCCCCUGGCGUUCCUGGGGUCCAUGGAGACAAGGGGGAUGCUGGACUGGGUUUGCCAGGGCAACCAGGAAAGCCGGGAGAUCCUGGCGAGCAGGGCUUCCGUGGGCCUCCUGGAGCUAUGGGGCCAAAGGGUGAUCCUGGGCCAGUCGGGCCAGUGGGCUCAAAAGGGGACAGAGGAGAGAGGGGAGUCAUGGGUCCUGCUGGCGACAAGGGUGUCGCUGGCUCUCCAGGGCCUCUCGGGCCACAGGGGGUUCCCGGGCUUCAAGGGCCACCUGGACCCAGAGGAGAGAAGGGCGAACUGGGACCCAGGGGCCUGGACGGAGAAAGUAUAAAGGGCUCAUCCGGGCCUCCAGGACUAAAGGGAGACAGAGGACCCCCUGGACCACACGGCCCCAGUGGCGAGUCGGGCGAGGCCGGGCAAAAGGGCGACAAGGGCAGCAUAGGAGCCGGGCUGCCUGGCGGUGUCGGGGCCAAGGGGGAACCCGGAGAUCGGGGCCCCAACGGACCGCUGGGCCGGCCAGGUGACAAGGGUGAGCCAGGAGCCAAGGGCGAUGCCGGAGAGCCAGGCCGCCCAGGGACUCCGGGCCCUGCCGGGCUCCGAGGGAAAGACGGUGAAAAAGGAGACGUGGGUACUCCCGGAGCGAAGGGAGAUGCUGGUCCUGACGGAGACUCUGGACCCAGAGGGCUCCGGGGUCCGGCAGGGCUCAACGGUGCCCCCGGAGCGAAAGGGGACAAGGGGGAGCUGGGCUUGCUUGGGCGCGACGGGGCUGAUGGCCAGGCGGGGACAAAGGGUGCCAAAGGAGAGAUGGGAGACGCAGGAAUUCCAGGCCCACCAGGGAAAAUUGUGGAAAUCGAGAAAACAGUCGCUGGAGAAAAGGGCGAGAAGGGAGACCUCGGGGAUCCCGGCGAGGACGGCAUUAAUGGAGCCAAGGGGGACCGGGGAUCAGUGGGGCCCGUGGGGGACCGGGGCCCUGAAGGACCUCCUGGGCCUCCAGGAACAAGGGGUGACUCGGGAGAGCGAGGACCCUCUGGGGAAAAGGGAGAAAGAGGAGCGUCUGGCGUGGACGGCAGGAACGGAAUCGAUGGGAAGGACGGGCUGCCUGGGCCUCCCGGGACCAGGGGUGACCCCGGGAAGCAGGGCGACGCAGGACGAGAUGGCCUCCCAGGCCUGCGGGGGGAGGCCGGCCUCCCAGGUGCCCCCGGACCUCCAGGACCCCUCGGUCUCCCGGGCAAAGCAGGAGAUGAUGGAAAAGCAGGAAUUCCCGGCCGGGACGGAGAGGAUGGCAACCCAGGGGAGGAUGGAAAAAAGGGCGACAAAGGGGAACCGGGGCUGUCAGGCAAAGACGGGAGGGACGGAGCAAGGGGCGAUCGUGGCGACGCGGGUCCCUCCGGGCCCAUGGGCCCCCCAGGACAGACGGGCCUACCUGGCCCCCCAGGCCAGGUGAUCACCGUGAAGGGAGAGGGUGGCACGGCUGUCCCAGGACCUCAAGGACCUGCAGGCGUCCCAGGCAUCCCCGGAGUGCCGGGGCCAAUGGGUUCACAGGGAGACAAGGGGGACACUGGGCAGAAAGGAGACAAGGGUGAGGCCGGAGCCCACGGGACUGCAGGGUCACCAGCCGAAUCCCCGGACCUGGAGAAAUACUUCGAGUCGUACGGAAUCACGAUGAUUGCAGUCAAGGAGCUGACGGAGCGGGGGACCGGAGCGGGGAUCGUCAAGCCUGGCGAGCCGGGGCCGUCCGGGGAGAAAGGGGAGCGAGGUGCUCGAGGGGAGCCCGGGGAGAGGGGCCUGGCGGGCAGAGAGGGACCUGCGGGACUGUCCGGCGAACGUGGUCUGAAAGGCGACCGUGGGCCGUCGGGGCCUCCAGGGCCUCCCGGACCCCCAGGCAUCGUGCAAGCUGAUCAGGGUCCCCCUGGCCCGUCUGGGCAGGACGGAGACCCCGGCCCCCCAGGAGGACCGGGCGCCCCAGGAAAGGCUGGAGAGCCAGGGGUCAAGGGUCGUUUGGGAGAGAGGGGCGAUCGAGGGGAGAAGGGCGAGGUUGGCGAUUCCGGACUCAGUGGCACACCUGGCAUUCCGGGCCUUCCAGGGCCUCCUGGACCCCCAGGAUCGCCGGGAACAUCAGGGAACGGCUUCACAGAGGAGACAGCCGGGAGAGGACCCCAAGGCCCCCAGGGCCCCAAAGGAGAGCGAGGCCUGGCCGGCGACGCGGGGCUCAAAGGCGACAAGGGCGAGGCGGGCGAGAGGGGCAUGAGAGGAGAUCGUGGGGAGCCCGGAGAGAAGGGCAAGGAUGGCGAGCCCGGCAUUCCUGGAGACCCCGGUGAGGACGGACGGGACGGCAAGUCGGGCUAUCAAGGCUACCCGGGACCCGCGGGGCAUCCGGGACCUUCUGGAGACCCCGGACCCCCAGGAAGCAAGGGACCGGCUGGUCUCCCCGGUGGGCCUGGCCCCACUGGCAUCAAGGGAGAGAUGGGACCUCCAGGACAGUCUCAAGUGGGACCGCCCGGCCUUCAGGGACUUCCUGGUCCUCGGGGCCCCAACGGAGCCCCAGGAUCACUUGGCCUUCCAGGACCACCGGGUUUGCCAGGCCGAGAGGGAGAAAGCGGGAAGCCCGGAGUGGCCGGGAGAGACGGAGUUCCUGGAACUGCGGGGCUGGAUGGGCUCCCGGGAAAGAUGGGGCCCCCAGGACCCAUCGGGCUCACGGGCCCCCCAGGCCAGGCGGGAGACCGGGGACCCCACGGGCAGGAAUCGCCGGGAGCGCCCGGGGCAAAGGGAGACAAGGGUGAGCCUGGGGAGGGCCUCUCUGGAGUCACAACGCUCCGGGGGGUCAAGGGUGAACAGGGAGAAAAGGGAGACCGCGGUCCUGAAGGGUCCAGGGGAGAGAAGGGCAUGAUCGGAGAACCAGGAGACCCGGGCGAGAUCGGAUUCAAAGGGGCCCACGGAGAAAGGGGGUCGAAGGGGGAGCCUGGCGUAGGAACCGUUGGGCUUCCAGGGUCCCCUGGCCCCCCAGGACCUCCUGGAAUGGUGGGGGCUCCAGGUCUCCCUGGGGAGCGGGGGCUCGCAGGGUCCACCGGCCCACCAGGACCCACAGGGCCCCGCGGGGAAACCGGCAGCCCCGGCACGCCCGGGCCCUCGGGCGAGAAGGGGCCUCUGGGCUUCCCCGGGCUGGACGGAUCCACUGGAAAUCCCGGCCCACCCGGCCCCCUCGGUCCCCAGGGAGCUGACGGAAGGGCGGGUGAGAAGGGAGACAAGGGCGAGGUGGGGAGCGGCUUGCCAGGCCCCAAGGGUGACAAAGGGCACGCAGGAGCCACGGGCGAAGACGGCCGACCCGGACAGCCAGGCCCACCAGGCUCAGCGGGGGCCCUCGGCACGCACGGAGCUCGAGGAGACAAGGGGGAGUCUGGGGCCUCAGGAGUCAAGGGCGACAAGGGAGAAUCCGUGGGGGUCCCUGGCAGCGAAGGCAGCAAAGGAGUGAAGGGGGAGCCGGGCCCGAGGGGCUUACGGGGACUCGACGGUGAGAGGGGAGAGCGGGGAGAGGAGGGACCGCACGGGGAAAAGGGCACGAAGGGAGACCUGGGCCCCAGGGGCCCGUCGGGCCCUCCUGGUCUCCGAGGCCCUGCCGGAGAGAAGGGGGAACCUGGUGAACCGGGCAUCCCCGGGGACCCCGGGGAGGAUGGCAUGAACGGGAAGAAUGGGACAAAGGGAGACAAAGGAGACCUUGGCCCCCGGGGAGAACGCGGAGAGAGAGGAGAACCCGGAGCCAAGGGCAAAUGUGGGGACAACGGACUGCCGGGGGAGCAGGGAGACAGGGGCUCGGUUGGGAAACUGGGAAUCCCUGGCAAGAAAGGAGACAAGGGUGACCCUGGCAUCCCUGGUGUGCCAGGUACGCCGGGCCAAGAGGGCAUCAUGGGACCCAAGGGCGACCGUGGGCAGGACGGACUCGCAGGCCCCAAGGGAGACAUGGGAGACGGUGGAGACCGGGGAUUUCCAGGGCCACCCGGGCCUCAGGGACCCAGCGGAGCCUUGGGUCGCCCAGGGCCCCCGGGUGUGGCCGGACCGAUUGGGCCCCCGGGUCUGGAGGGGAUUCAGGGCCAGAAGGGUGAGCGAGGAGUUCCGGGUGACGGUCAGGUGGGGCCCAGGGGUGUUCCAGGGGUCCCGGGGCAGCGUGGCGAGAACGGUGAAUUGGGUCCCGAUGGGCCGAAGGGAGACAAGGGCGAGUCGGGGAUGAGGGAAGGUGAAGUGCGGGACUACAUCCGACAGGAGAUGAGCAAACACUGCGCUUGCGGAGACAGGAACGUGCACGUGGUGGUGAACACCAAUGACCCCGACUAUGAGCACGUGUUCGUGGUGGAGAAGCUCUCCGAUGAUCAGCCACAGCAGCAGCAGGCGCAGGAUCGGCAUGCGAAGGCCGCGGUGGCCUCGCGCGAGCGUUUGGCGCGGGUGGCGGGCCACAGCAGGCCCACCACGUUUCCAGCGGGGCCACCGGGAGCCUCCGGGGUCGCAGAGAAAGAGGAGGGGCUGGCGAGCGUCCCCUGGGACGAGGCGACGUGGAGCCACGCCCGGGCACCCGGCGAGUCGGAGGAGCACAGCGAGGGCCUCGGGGAGGCUCCGAAGAGAGGGAGCUCGGAUCCUCAAAGCCGCGAGCGGCGGCAAAUAACAGAUGUGGAAGAGCCGGACGGCCGAUGUCGGCUGGACCUGGACGAGGGCGACUGCUCGCGCCUCGCUCUGCGCUGGUACUACCGCCGCGCCAGCCACGACUGCCGCCUCUUUGUCUACACGGGCUGCGGCGGCAACGGCAACCGCUUCGAGAGCCGCGCCGAGUGCCAGGCGGAGUGUCGGCCACAGGCCGACCCCAGCAGAUGACUCUCGGCCCACCGAGGUGGAUCCGAGAACCGAGACUUGAAACGUAAUGCACACGCGGGCACGCUGCCGGCACCCGGAGCCCUGUAACUCCGACGUGACGGUGCCGGCCACCCAUCCGCCUGUCCUCUGUACCCCGCUGCCACCGCCAUCGCCACCACCGCUGCCAACUCGCCUGCUAAUAUUUUACCAAAAUCCCCCGUCCGCUCGAUGACGCUCACCACCAGACCGCGACAUCUGGCUCCAGCCUCCCGGAACUCCGUCCGUCCAUCCAUCGUGGAAUUCCAUCCGUGGUCGUCAGCUCCGAGCGUGGAGGUCGACGGUCAACGUACGCCGGCACUUCCUCUCGGCGCAAACUCUCCUCGAUGUUCCCCCUGCCCAGCCGAUGUCGUCCCAAUGCGACAUCCGUCCCUUGUCUUCCUCUCGCCCUCCCGCCUUCGAUUUUCCCAAGGAGGAGGCCGCGGCUGUCGGGCUGCCUGCGAGCCUCGCGCUGCAAAUCCGCAGUUUGCCGCCCUCUUCCUCCGCCUGAUUACAUCCACCGGGAUUAAGGGCCGAGUACUGGACACAAAUCCGGGGGUGAACAGAUCCCCUGGCUCAGGGCAACACACGGGUUCCACAUUCACGCCACACGCAAGGCUAGUUCGGAGCGCGCUUCGGUUGACGCGUAUACGUGUGAGUGGGGUCUCUUUGGCGUCAUUCCAGGAGAUGGCGUGGGUAUAUGCGUGCUCGUGUGCGCUUGCGCUGGUGUAUCCGUGUGCGAGUGUACGUUCUUCUACAUAGGUGUGUGUGUCUGUGUGUUUGAGUGUGGGGAGCAGGCGGGUAGCAGUGAGCGCGCUGCGCUACAAACCGGGCGACCCGAGUUCGAUGUUGCUCACGGCCAACACCCU